CUUUUCACUCUGGUAGACCGGUAUGCCAUCCAUGAAUCUUCCUUUUCUUCUUCAUCUCACCUUAUUCUCCAUUAAAUUUCAGGACAAAAAUGAACCGCCUCCAGAGGGUCACUUGCCACAGGCCACCAAAGGUUCGGAUCACCUGAGAGAUGUCUUCGGGCACAUGGGUCUUACUGAUAAAGACAUUGUUUGUUGCUUUAUUCGGUGGUCAUACACUGGGCAGGUGCCAUAAGGAGCGUUCUGGAUUCGAGGGACCCUGGUCUUCCAAUCCUCUCAUUUUUUAUAACUCCUAUUUCAAGGAACUUGUGAGUGGAGAGCAAGAAGGUCUGAUCCAGUUGCCAUCCGACAAAGCAUUUAUGGAAGAUCCUGUCUUCCGCCCUCUUGUCCACAAAUAUGCUGCGGUGCGUAUAAUUUCACUUAUUUCAGUUUAUUUAUCCUUGUCUGUUGAAAUCUCUCGAGAAAUUCUUACACAUGACAGUUCAUUUCAAUUUAUUUAUCUUUGA
Hibiscus syriacus is the source of this 503-nucleotide messenger RNA. RefSeq names its product L-ascorbate peroxidase 2, cytosolic-like. The coding region runs from base 150 to 503 and encodes 117 amino acids. Gene Ontology annotation, biological process: cellular response to oxidative stress; response to reactive oxygen species; hydrogen peroxide catabolic process. Gene Ontology annotation, molecular function: heme binding; peroxidase activity. NCBI's taxonomy places the organism in Eukaryota, Viridiplantae, Streptophyta, Magnoliopsida, Malvales, Malvaceae. The record is from RefSeq and is a predicted model, not a curated record. The transcript is spliced from 4 exons.